Molecule: messenger RNA, 720 nt
Organism: Brachypodium distachyon (stiff brome)
Lineage: Eukaryota; Viridiplantae; Streptophyta; Magnoliopsida; Poales; Poaceae
Exons: 6
Coding region: 40-444 (134 amino acids)
Source: RefSeq, a predicted model, not a curated record
GCCUUUUUUUUUUCUUUCCUUCCUGCAAGCACAAGGCAUAUGCUCUUCUCUAUAUAUAUACACAUGCGCAUUCACACGUUUUCUCUUCACGGAUUCAUCCACAUAUAUCCAUCCUUCAUUCGUCUUCGUCUCCACGCAGCUGCUAGCCCGGCGCCCAGGGAUCUAGAGAUGGCAGGCUGCAACGGCGACUCAUCGGCCUCGCUCAUCGAACAACAAGAGCAGAUGGUAAUCGAGAAGAAGUUUGGAGGGAUUGCACCUAAGAAGCUUCUGAUUUCAAAGGACCGUAAGCGCGCCUAUUUCGAUUCAGCGGACUGGGUCCUUGACAAGCAAGCUUCAAACAACAGUGCACAGGCAGCAGCAGCAGUGGAAUCCUUGAAGCCAAAGCUAGAGAGGACACCCCGUCACCAGCUUCCCCCUCGCAAUCCGGCCUGCGCAUCCAGCUGAUCGACUGUGAUGAAGCUAGGAGGCGCUCACCAGAGCCGGAGAAGCUUAGUUCAAUCGAUCGAGUCAGGGUCAUAGUCUCCGAUUGGACUCUAUGUUGUUGCAGUUGCAGCCUAAUAGGAUUGUCAGAACAGAGUAGACAGUCAUGCUUAAUUUCAGCUUGAGAUGGUGUUUGGUUUUAAGUACAUUUGUUUUCUGUCAGCAACUCAGAUGCCUCUUGGGAUGUUUUCGAGACAAUGUCUCCGGGGAAAAAAUUGUGACUCAUAGCAACCAUCGGCA